GCUUUUUUUAAAAAAAACCAAAAAAUAAAAUAAGGGAAAGAGAAGAGAAAAGGGAAAAAGGGAUCGCAAUUUGCAAACAUCUGAAAUAAUUUUUGUGAUUCGAGUGGAGAGGACAGCUUCAAUUUCCCUGUCUCUCUCCCUCUCGGACUACACAAUCACAUUACAGUGUUUGUUUUUGUGAAUCUUUCUUCGGAGAAAAGAAGAUAUUUUUUUCGUUUCUGGGUUUUUCCUGAUUUGAUCCCUUCUCUGAUCAGCUUCUGUCCAUGGAUUCUCCGAUGGUUUUCUGAUUCUGGGUUCUUCGAAAAUUUCUGUACUUUGACGUUGUUCUUCGCAUUUCCCCCUUUUAGCUAUGGCUUGGAAUGAGACCAAACUCAAGAGGCUCUAUCAAGUUUGGAGAGGAAGCAAUAAAUUUCUAUGUGGCGGGAGGUUGAUCUUUGGUCCAGAUGCGUCAUCUCUAUAUCUAUCAACCAUCUUGAUCCUUGGUCCCGCCGUAAUGUUCUUUGUAAGAAUGUACUUGAAAAUGGCUGAUCCUCAUACCAAGAAUCCAAAACUCUGUAUUCCAGUUCUCGCUGUGUCUUGGAUACUCACCCUUUUGGAUAUAUUUUUCCUCUUAAUGACAUCUGGUAGAGAUCCCGGGAUUGUGCCAAGAAGUCUAAGGCCUCCGGAAUCAGAUGAUGCACCGGAUUCAACAACUCCAUCGAUGGAAUGGGUUAGUGGUAGAACCCCAAAUAUAAGGUUACCAAGGGUUAAAGAUGUAACCGUUAAUGGCCAUACCGUAAAAGUUAAAUUCUGUGACACUUGUUUGCUUUACCGUCCACCACGAGCUUCUCAUUGUUCCAUCUGCAACAACUGUGUCCAGAGAUUCGACCAUCACUGCCCCUGGGUUGGCCAGUGCAUUGGAGUGCGGAAUUACCGCUUCUUCUUCAUGUUCAUAUCAACAUCAACCACUCUGUGUAUAUUUGUGUUUGUGUUUUCUUGGUUGAACAUAUUCCAAAGACAUAUGGAUGAGAAGAUUAGUAUCUGGAAAGCUAUAUCCAAAGAUGUUCUAUCGGAUAUUCUCAUCGUUUACUGCUUCAUUACCGUUUGGUUUGUUGGUGGACUCACAAUAUUUCAUUCCUAUCUCAUCUGCACUAACCAGACAACUUAUGAGAAUUUCCGUUACCGUUAUGAUAAGAAGGAGAAUCCAUACAACAAAGGAGUAUUAGGGAACAUAUGGGAAAUAUUCAUGUCUAAGAUUCCCCCAUCAAUGAACAAGUUUAGAUCAUUUGUGAAGGAAGAAGAUUAUAUGAUGGUUGAAACUCCAACUUCAAAUUUGGGUGAAAGUCUAGUUAGCUCGAAAGAGAAGAUCGAUAUCGAAAUGGGAGGAGGAAGGAUUGUUGAUGAGGGUGGAAAAAGUUACUCACUCCCUGAGAUUCUCCGGAAUCUAAACUAUGAAGACCUUGAAGAUGAUUGUGAGGAAGAUGACUUGAAGGCUAAGGAUCAUCAUCACCACCAUCAUCAUCAUCAUCAUCAUAAUGAGGGAAUCAUUCCUCCUUUUGAUCCUUUUUUUAUUAAUGACAAUGGUCAUAACAAGGAUGAAAAAAAUGGACAAGAAUCAGGAGGAUCUUCAAGUGAUGAUGAAGAUGCAGGGAAACGCGUUCGGGUCUCCAUUGAUGAUAGAGAAAAAGUUGAAGGGUAUGAGCGAAAUUGGAAUACUGACAAAGGUAUGAAUAUAAACGCAGGAUCUGAAGAUGGAACUAGCUCUCCUCAAUCUACUUCACCAAUGCUUCGUAAAUAGAGGGCUUGAAGCUGGAGAAGUGGAGAUUGUUCUUUGUCAUUCUUUUAACCGUGUUUUAUAUAAUUGUGGGGAAAAAAAGAUCCAGAGAAAUAAGACAUUGUAGGAUUUGUGAGUUUGAGCAUUAGAUUUUUGUUUUUAUGUUUUUAUUUUCAAUUUUUAGUUGUAUUUAUAUAACCAGAAUGGCACAUUUGGAUAUCACCAGCAUCACAUAUUUUCUCUCUUUUUUGUUAUUAAAAAGAUUUGGACCAUGAAUUGUAAUGAAUACUACUAUUGUAUCUUCGGAAAUUUUUUCUUAUUUAUUUAU
This is a messenger RNA of Eutrema salsugineum, 2081 nucleotides long. RefSeq names its product probable protein S-acyltransferase 4. NCBI's taxonomy places the organism in Eukaryota, Viridiplantae, Streptophyta, Magnoliopsida, Brassicales, Brassicaceae. The transcript has 6 exons. Gene Ontology annotation, biological process: peptidyl-L-cysteine S-palmitoylation; protein targeting to membrane. Gene Ontology annotation, molecular function: protein-cysteine S-palmitoyltransferase activity. Bases 350 to 1777 code for a protein of 475 amino acids. The record is from RefSeq and is a predicted model, not a curated record. Gene Ontology annotation, cellular component: endoplasmic reticulum; Golgi apparatus.